Messenger RNA from Saccostrea echinata, 1167 nucleotides. Its product is annotated as prostaglandin E2 receptor EP4 subtype-like. The record is from RefSeq and is a predicted model, not a curated record. Lineage: Eukaryota; Metazoa; Mollusca; Bivalvia; Ostreida; Ostreidae. The transcript has 3 exons. Gene Ontology annotation, cellular component: plasma membrane. The coding region runs from base 1 to 1167 and encodes 388 amino acids. Gene Ontology annotation, biological process: adenylate cyclase-activating G protein-coupled receptor signaling pathway; inflammatory response; positive regulation of cytosolic calcium ion concentration. Gene Ontology annotation, molecular function: G protein-coupled receptor activity.
AUGGACGGUCUACGAAGAAACAGAUUUAUAAAUAUGAACUCGUCAAAUUUUCGUAACUCCUCUACGGAUAUUUGGGAAUCUGCAGUACCACCUGCUCUUCAGUUUGCCUUUGGGGUGAUUGGAAAUGCGAUUGCUCUUGUUGUGCUAAUUUUCUCUUCAAAAAAUCAUCAAUGGCGGCCAUUUUACCGACUUGUAUGUGGGUUGGCCAUAACUGACGGAGGUGGAAUUCUUCUGGUGUAUCCAACAGUAAUGAGUCGUUACGCGUCAAACUUCACGUUUACAUUUCCAAAAGAGCUUUGUGAUUACAGUUCGUUUAUUUACACAUUUACGUUAAUAUCAUCCGCAAUGAUCAUUUGUGCUAUGUCUUUUGACCGAUUUCUUGCCAUUCUCUAUCCAUUUUUUUACAACUCGGGGAACAAAGGCCGUCGAACAAACUUCAUUCUUGCAUUGAUUUGGUUGAUUGGACUUCUUCUGUCCACCCUACAUCUAAUGGGUCUGGGGUCCAGCUACAAUUACUAUCCCUAUUCCUGGUGCUUCCUCAACUUUGUAGGAGGAACCAUUGAAGACCGUAUCAAUUCUUAUAUAUAUUCCAUUUUUGGAUUGCUUAUUUUGAUUUGUACCCUUUUUCUAAAUAUAUCUGUGAUUUUGAAUGUGUGCAGAAAACUUAGACGAGGCAGUCAGAUAUCAACAGGACGAAGCGUGAAGAAUGACGUCUACAUCAUCAUCUUUUUACUGGUCAUUGUCGUCAUCUUCACUACAUGCUGGGCUCCGCUCAUGGUUGUGAUCUUUUCACAUGCUGCAUCCUUAAUGGAAACAUCAGAUAUAGAAGGUGGUCAGUUAGAACUUCUCGCUUUGAGAUUCGCUGUGACCAAUUCUAUCAUUGAUCCUUGGAUCUAUAUAUUACUAAGAAAAGAGACUCUUGUUGGGCUAAGAAAACUAAAAAGAGGGUUGAUGCUCAGAAUAAAGAUUGUCAACGAAUCUAUCCAUGACAACAGUAUUAACAGAAAUUCGGAGAGAGAACGCCGUAGGUAUCCGUCAAAGGUAACGCAAACUGGGUCGAGGACAACUUCGAAGAGAACAGAAGAACCGAGUUCAAGACCACAUAUUUUGGAGAAAAUUAAAGUAUUUACAAUCACGAAGGGUACAUAUAACGAGCAUUCUCUCUAA